AUGUCACAAUUGAAAUAUGAACAAAAAUUUUGUGAAGCAAGAGAAUUAAUUACUGAUAAUGAACUUCGUCGUUUAGCUGAUAAAUAUCAUAAUCGUCAUCCGACAUUUUCUAUUGAUAUACAAGAACGAACAUGUAAAACAAUAAUUCUUGCUUGUAUUUAUCAUUAUCGUCAUAUUGAAAUAGAUUUAAGAUGUCAAUAUAUAUUUGAUGAUAUAUUGCAUAAAUUUCAAUUGAGUUGGUCAACAGAUGAUGUUGAAUAUAAAAACAUUCUUGAAAAUAUUUUUUUACAUUUGAACUCUUUAUCGAAUAGACGAUCACUUGAUGAUCAAAUUGAAUCAAUCAUUGAACAACUAACAAAAUAUUUUAUUCAAUUAAAACCAAUUAAAGAAGAACAAGAACAAUCAUUUAGGACAAUAAAACAAAAUUCAACAUUAUCAUCAUUACCAAUAGAAAUAGUUAAAUAUUCACGAUCACCUCAAAGUCAACGACGACAUUUACUUGAUCGAUCAUUAUCAUGGUCGCAAUCAUUAACAUCAUCUCCGAUUUAUAAUAAAUCUAAUUCAUUAUUAAUUGAAAGACAAAAGAAAAGUUAA
Molecule: messenger RNA, 594 nt
Organism: Rotaria sp. Silwood2
Lineage: Eukaryota; Metazoa; Rotifera; Eurotatoria; Philodinida; Philodinidae
Source: the annotation of a GenBank genome assembly